Aspergillus homomorphus CBS 101889 is the source of this 1212-nucleotide messenger RNA. Its product is annotated as MBL fold metallo-hydrolase. The record is from RefSeq and is a predicted model, not a curated record. Lineage: Eukaryota; Fungi; Ascomycota; Eurotiomycetes; Eurotiales; Aspergillaceae. Gene Ontology annotation, biological process: hydrogen sulfide metabolic process; glutathione metabolic process. The transcript is spliced from 2 exons. Gene Ontology annotation, molecular function: sulfur dioxygenase activity. The coding region runs from base 125 to 1024 and encodes 299 amino acids.
CACCGACUGAAGCUGAACCCCGAUGUUACUCCAUAUUUAUCGAUGAUAAAGGCCACCUCUUCAUCGGAUUCGAACCGAGAAAGAAACACGUACUACAAGCAAUAUACCGGAUAGCCCGCCAAAAAUGACCGCAGAGCCCACGAUUCACUCUCUGUUCGAGCCCAAGACCGGCACAUGGCAGUACAUUGUGGCCGAUCCCUCUACCUCCGCCGCCGUGAUCAUUGAUUCUGUGCUCGACUACGAUCCAGAAACCCAGAUUAUCACCACCGCCACUGCAGAUGGAUUAUUAUCCCUAAUCGAGGAGAAGGGCUACACCAUCCAGCGCAUCCUCGAAACACACGCACACGCCGACCACCUCACCGCAGCUUCCUACCUAGCGCAUCGCCUCAGCCAGCGACCCGGCUCACAACGACCCCCAAUCUGUAUCGGCAAGCGCAUCACGCAAGUGCAACAACACUUCGGGCGCAGAUUCGGCAUCCCGGCCACAGAGUACGAAGACGUCUUCGACCAGCUCUUCGACGAUGACGAGACAUUCGCCAUUGGGCAGCUAAAAGCCACUGCCAUGCACCUGCCGGGCCACACACCGGACCACCUUGGCUAUAAGAUUGGAGAUAACAUCUUCUGCGGCGACUCCCUUUUCCACGCCGACCUCGGCACCGCCCGCUGCGACUUCCCCAGCGGCAGCGCGCAGGACCUUUAUAACUCGGCCCAAAAACUCCUCCGCCUGCCCGACCACGUCAAGAUCUGGACCGGCCACGACUACCCCCACACAGACCGGCCGGACCCCGUCCCCUGGCUGAGCGUGCGCGACCACCGGAUGCGCAACAAGCAUGUCAAUGAGACCGUCACAGAGGCUCAGUUCCUGUCAUUAAGGCAGGAGCGUGAUGCCACGCUCCGCGAGCCGAAGCUGCUGAAUCCCUCGUUGCAGCUGAAUAUUCGGGCGGGAAGGCUACCUGCGCCUUCUGGGGAGUCUAAGGAACGGAUGCUGCAUUUGCCGCUGAAGAUUGAUGGGGAAGAGUGGUAGAUGUUUAGGGGAGUUGGGCUUGGGUUUUCAGUCCAGAGGACUUGCCCGAUGGUUGUUUUCUCUUGGGUUACACGUGUAGCUUUUGUCUUGCUCAGCCUGAACUAUGCGAUAAUUUUUGUUGCGUUGGGAUUCGGUGCUUGGAUGUUAUAAUUCGAGUUUGGGUUGAAUUGUCUGGACUAUUCCUUUUG